UGUAUUGAGACCUACAUGUCCAGCUGUCACCAGCGCAGCAUCAACACAGCUGUGAGGGCCACCCUGAGUCAGAUACUGGGAGACCUGACACUGCAGCUGCGCCACAGACAAGAGGGAGCUGAAGGAGAUGAGGUGACUGCGCUGCCUCUGCAGAGAAAAGACGUUUCCCCCACCAGCCAGGCUCUGUGUGAGGACGUGGUGAUGGUUCUGACUGUUUUCUGUGAGAAACUGGAGUUGGUGGACAGUAACAAUCAGCUCCUGCAGCUCCUCUACCUGGAGUGCAUCCUGUCCAUGCUCAGCAGCUGUCCUCCCACAAUGCACUUGUCCAGAGGUUUCACCGACCUUGUGUGGAAGCAGCUGUGUCCGUCCUUGGUGGCAAUUAUGGGAAAUCCAGUCAAUGAUAAAACCAUCACAUCUCACCACAGCUACAUGGGGGCGCCAGAGAGAGAUCGGCUUUCAGAGAGAAUCGCCCUAGGAAUCAGUCAGGAGUUGGACUGCUCUGGUGGAGGAGUAUCCGAUCAGGGCAGGGGGUCCGGCUGCUCCUCCAGCGCCCCCGCCAGAAUCGCGCCUGUUGUGCGGACUGUGUGCUACAUCGCAGCAGAGCUGGUGCGCCUGGUGAGCUGCGUGGAGUCGAUGAAGCCGGUGCUGCAGUCACUGUACCACAGGAUCCUGCUGUACCCACCCCCCCAGCACCGAACCGAGGCCAUCCGCAUCAUGAAAGAGAUUCUUGGCAGCCCCGAGCGCCUCUACGACCUUGCUGGGCCUUGUGUAGCAGAACCUGAAACCAGGAAGCGCUCCUUCUCAAAGAGGAAGUCCCACCUGGAUCUGCUCAAACUAGUGAUGGACGGGAUGACCGAGGCGUGUAUGAAGGGGGGCAUUGAGGCGUGUUACGCCUCUGUUUCCUGCGCUUGCGCUCUUCUCGCUGCGUUGGAUGAGCUGUCGCAGGGUCGCGGCUUGCAGCCUGAGCAGGCUCGUUUUCUCCUCAGACGACUUGACGACCUGAAGGAUGGAUCGGAGUCCACUCGUGAAUCCAUGGAGAUCAACGAGGCCGACUUCAGAUGGCAGAGACACAUCCUGUCCUCAGAGCAACCUCAGUGGGAUCCUAGCUCUUCUUCCUCCAACUUGGCCACGGCGGGCACCACCGACCGCAGCCCCGACAUCAGCAUCAGCAUCACCACAGAAACAGGACAAACCACCUUGGACUUGGAAAUGGGGGACCUGGGCCUGGGUCAGGGACACACCACUUAUGUGGAGUGCGGCGAGGACGCUCGCACCUCGACUUGUUCCUUUGGAACCCCGGAGAGAACCCAACGGGAGCCAAUAGGAGGGAUAGCUCAGAGUGGUGAGAGGGAGGAGGGAGGAGGCCGCUCAGUGGAGGUGGAGGGACAGGAGGAGAAGGAAAGAGGCGGAGGAGACAGAGGAGGUGUUGUUCCUCCUGAUGUGGUGCAGAGGAGUCACGCUCUGGUCUUCCCUGACAUCACCAACUUCCUGUCAGUGGAUUGCAGGACGAGGUCGCACCAUGGAGCAGGGUCGAGGUACAGCGAGAGCAACUUCAGCAUGGAAGAGCAGGACUUGUCUCGGACAGAGUUUGACUCGUGCGAUCAGUACUCAAUGGCUGCAGAGAAAGACUCGGGACGCUCCGACGUGUCUGACAUUGGUUCCGACAACGUCUCUCUGGUCGACGAGGAGCAGCACACGCCUCGGGACUGCCCAGGUCAUCGCUCUCUGCGCACUGCCGCCCUGUCCCUUAAACUGCUGCGCAACCAGGAGGCCGACCAGCAGAGCGCCAGGCUGUUCGUCCAAUCACUGGCUGCACUGCUGCCCCGCCUGAUGGGACUGGCCACUGCCAAGGACGUGGACCUGUCUCUGCAGAACUUCUGCUCCACACUUUGCUCUGGACUGCAGGCUGGUGGGAUUCACUCUCCAGGUUUUGAAGCAAGCGACUCUCUGAGCUGCCAAUCUCUGAUGAACGCAGAUGGUCUCUACCUGGUGUCGUACUACACUCUGCUGCUCAACCUCAAACUCUGCUACUGCGACUACUAUAGACGGAAAGAGCUCCCCCCAGUCCUCAGUCUGAAGGAGUUUAUUCGGCUGAUUCAAAGCAGUGGAGUCCUCGUGGUUCUGUCACAGGCCUGGAUAGAGGAGCUUCACCACCAGGUGUUAAAGCACAACCUGCUGGCUGAUGCCGGAUACUGGGGCAGGCCAGAAGACCACACGUUGCCACUCAUCACCAUGCUGACAGAUAUUGAUGGCCUGGGCAGCAGUGCGAUUGGAGGUCAGAUGAUCCGGAGGCCGUCCAGCCAAUUAGCGCUCGGCUCUGAGAAGGCUGGAAGUGACAUUGUCACUGCAGGUGCCGUGUUUUCCCGCUUCAUCCUCACCGGCGUGUGGAAGAACCUGAUUGAUGUGCUGUCCACUCCUCUGACGGGUCGCAUGGCGGGCAGCUCCAAGGGGCUGGCCUUCAUCCUGGGGGCAGAGGGGCUCAAAGAGCAGAGCCAGAGGGAGAGAGACACCAUCUGCCUGAGUUUGGAUGGCCUACGGAAGGCUGCCGCACUCAGCUGCGCCCUUGGUGUGGCUUCUAACUGUGCAUCGGCCUUAGCCCAGAUGGCUGCAGCCUCCUGUGUGCAAGAGGAGAAGGAGGUGGCAGAGAUGGGAGACGCCAUCGCACAAGUGAAGCAGCGCAUGGAGCAGCGUCUGGAGCAGAUCGGCCGUCCUCAGGGAGUCCGGCUCCACACGGCUCAUGUGUUGUGUAUGGAUGCCAUCCUGAACGUAGGGUUAGAGAUGGGCAGCCACAACCAUGACUGCUGGCCACAUGUCUUCAGAGUAACAGAGUACAUCAGCUCACUGGAGCACACUCAUUUCAGCGAUGGCUCCUCGCAGGCAUCCUCCCUGACCACCAUCACCCAGCAGAACCAGCAGACGGCCGGCGUGGACCUGGGUCUGGAGCUGAGCUGUGAGCCAAGCCCCGAGGCUGCAGAGCUGAGCCUGAGCCAGCCGGUCAUCCAGCCGCUGUCCAUCCAGGAGCUGCUGAAGGACAGCAGCAGAGGAGGGCGUGGCCUGGACCUAAAGAGUGGCAGCCUGAUGACGGGGACCAGCGCUGCCAAGGCCGUCUGUACUCUGUCCACUCAGGCUGACAGGUUGGACCUCGGUCUGAAGAAGCUGUGCAGUUUUUUAAUAUCCUAUGAUGCUGGAAUCUGUUUUAGAUCCAUGAAUCUAGAUCUAUGACUUUACAGUCAUGGUCCUAAUGCAAACACACA
Girardinichthys multiradiatus is the source of this 3254-nucleotide messenger RNA. RefSeq names its product brefeldin A-inhibited guanine nucleotide-exchange protein 3-like. Bases 16 to 3222 code for a protein of 1068 amino acids. Gene Ontology annotation, biological process: regulation of ARF protein signal transduction. NCBI's taxonomy places the organism in Eukaryota, Metazoa, Chordata, Actinopteri, Cyprinodontiformes, Goodeidae. Gene Ontology annotation, molecular function: guanyl-nucleotide exchange factor activity. The record is from RefSeq and is a predicted model, not a curated record. The transcript has 17 exons.